ACCGCGCAUGCUCAGUGGGCCAGGGCGCUGUGCGGAUGGAGGAGCCAGCGCUGGGACCGGGAAUCUCCGAGGUGCGUCUUCUGGGGGCGCGGUCUGGGCUAUGUCGGGGUCGUACUGGGGGCGCGGGGUCCUGGAGGCUGCGCGGGGCUGAGGCGGCCUCGAUUUGGGAACUGCUUGCUGAUGCUAGCCUAAGCCUGGAGUCCAGGCAUGGACUUCCCCACAAUUUCCCGAUCCUCUUCGGGGCUUCCAGCCAUGGACUUGGAGGAGCCUAGGGACAUUCUUGUGCCCUCUGAGGACCUCACCCCUCACAGCCAGUGGGACCCUGUGCCAGGAGGCCCCGGCAGCCUGAGUCGGAUGGAACUUGAUGAGUCAAGCAUUCAGGAGCUGGUGCAGCAGUUUGAAGCUCUGCCGGGUGAUCUGGUAGGCCCAUCCCCAGAUGGAACCCCCUGUCCCCUACACAUUGCCACAGGCCACGGCCUGGCCUCCCAGGAGAUCGCCGAUGCCCACGGGCUGCUGUCUGCUGAAGCUGGCCGGGAUGACCUGCUGAGCCUCUUGCACUGCGAGGAAUGCUCACCUUCCCAGCCUGGUCCUGAAGAGCCUCUAGAGCCUGCCCCCCGACUGUUGCAGCCCCCUGAGGACCCAGAUGAGGAUUCUGACUCCCCAGAAUGGGUGGAGGGGGCCUCUGCUGAGCAGGGGGGCAGCAGGAGCUCAAGCAGUUCCCCGGAACCCUGGCUGGAGACGGUGCCUCUAGUCGCACCUGAAGAGCCACCCGCUGGUGCCCAGAGCCCCGAGACCCUGGCUUCCUACCCUGCCCCCCAGGAGGUGCCCGGUCCCUGUGACCAUGAAGACCUCCUGGAUGGUGUCAUAUUUGGGGCCAGGUACCUGGGUUCCACCCAGCUGGUAUCAGAACGGAACCCGCCCACCAGCACACGCAUGGCUCAGGCCCGGGAGGCCAUGGACCGCGUCAAGGCCGCCGCCUACAGCCAGUUCCUGCGGGAAAGUGGCAUCGACCCCAGCCAGGUGGGCGUGCAGUCGAGCCCGGGCCCCGGGCACCUCCACAACGGGGACCUGGACCACUUCUCCAACAGUGACAACUGCCGGGAGGUGCUCCUCGAGAAGCGGCGAGGGGAGGGCCUGGGCGUGGCCCUGGUGGAGUCGGGCUGGGGCUCCCUGCUGCCCACAGCCGUCAUCGCCAACCUGCUGCACGGGGGGCCCGCUGAGCGCUCAGGAGCCCUCAGCAUCGGGGACCGCCUGACCGCCAUCAAUGGGACCAGCCUGGUGGGGCUGCCUCUGGCCGCGUGCCAGGCCGCCGUCCGCGAGACGAAGACGCAGACGUCGGUGACGCUCAGCAUCGUCCACUGCCCGCCCGUCACCACCGCCAUCAUCCACCGGCCCCACACUCGCGAGCAACUGGGCUUCUGCGUGGAGGACGGCAUCAUCUGCAGCCUUCUCCGCGGCGGCAUCGCCGAGCGCGGGGGCAUCCGCGUGGGCCACCGCAUCAUUGAGAUCAAUGGGCAGAGCGUGGUGGCCACGCCACACGCCCGCAUCAUCGAGCUGCUCACUGAGGCCUACGGCGAGGUACAUAUCAAGACGAUGCCAGCCGCCACAUACCGCCUCCUUACAGGCCAGGAGCAGCCCGUGUACCUGUGACCACCGUGUCCCUCGCCUGCCACUGUGCCUUCGCCUCCAUGGCCCCGGAGCCCCAUCCUGGGCCUGCCUUGGCUGGCCAGGACCCCAGCGGUUCUUGGUCCUGUAUGAUUUCCUGAUAUAAAAACAGUAAAAGCUUAUGCA
Molecule: messenger RNA, 1791 nt
Organism: Mandrillus leucophaeus (drill)
Lineage: Eukaryota; Metazoa; Chordata; Mammalia; Primates; Cercopithecidae
Gene: APBA3
Product: amyloid beta (A4) precursor protein-binding, family A, member 3
Exons: 9
Coding region: 208-1650 (480 amino acids)
Biological process (GO): chemical synaptic transmission
Cellular component (GO): plasma membrane; dendritic spine; cytoplasm
Molecular function (GO): amyloid-beta binding; protein binding
Source: RefSeq, a predicted model, not a curated record